CUCAUGACUUUGCACUGCACACUGCUUCCUACUGUCAUCCACCACAGCACAGGAACUGCCAACCACAUCCAACUGGAACCAUGCAGUCUGCCGAGGCCAAAUGGAACAAAAACAGCCUGCUUCUGGCUCUGAGGCAAUACAGCUCAGCUGUUAGCAACAUGGAGCACACCAUUCUCCUGCCGAGCCUGCUGCGAGAUGUGCCCUCUGAUGAGGUGUUGGACUGUGAAGCUGAAGAGGAUGCCUGCAGAGACUUGUACAGCAACUUCCUGAUGUUCAAGGCCAUAAGAAACACAGUGGAGAACAGCCUACAUGAUGACCACAUGGCCAAGAACACAGCACUCAACAAGACCCUGGCACCUCUCCUGGACACAGAUCCUGAAGCUCUCUUCCGCUUUCACCUGAAAGGACUGUUUUCUGUGAUGAAUGACCUCACCAAGAAGACUCACAAUCUCACUGAGAAAUAUAUGGACAUUAUUGGAGUUUCAAAUUAGAAAACAUUUAAAUUAUGUGGGCAUUGGCAAAAUAUCUGGUGUUUGUAAAAUAACUGUUUAAAUUUGGUGUCCAUAUUCUUCUAAUGUAUUGGAUUCGGAACAAAUGUGCAUUGUGAAUACCGAUCACUUCUAUCUCUUCUUUGCCAACUGUAAAAGUUCCUUGGAAACUAUGGUUUGAAGAUAUGGCAAAAUGUUAAAUAUAUUAAAUGAUCAUGAAACAGAA
Molecule: messenger RNA, 714 nt
Organism: Centropristis striata (black sea bass)
Lineage: Eukaryota; Metazoa; Chordata; Actinopteri; Perciformes; Serranidae
Gene: thrsp
Product: thyroid hormone responsive
Exons: 1
Coding region: 81-491 (136 amino acids)
Biological process (GO): regulation of lipid biosynthetic process
Cellular component (GO): cytosol
Source: RefSeq, a predicted model, not a curated record